This is a messenger RNA of Iphiclides podalirius (scarce swallowtail), 543 nucleotides long. The record is from the annotation of a GenBank genome assembly. Lineage: Eukaryota; Metazoa; Arthropoda; Insecta; Lepidoptera; Papilionidae.
AUGGGUUACGUGCUUCGGAUUGUCUGCUCUAAAGGCAAAAUGGAGACUAUACCCCGUCUUGACUUAUCGCGAAACAGAAUUGAAAGGUUGGAGGACGAGGAUUUAAUGAGAUUGGAGGCGAUUGGCCACGUGGACUUGUCAGGGAAUCCUUGGAGUUGCAACAAAUGUUACGUUGGGACGAUGUUCGUAUGGAUGGCCACUACCGUCCUGAACGGUACCCUCCGUGAUCUAACUUGCAACACACCUCUGCGACUGCGCGGGAUACCAUUUUCAGUGUUGACCAUCGAAGACUUGGAUUCAUGCUAUAAUGAUUCUGACGUUCAUAUGCGCGUAUUAGCGGGUUUGCUGCUAAUUAGCUUUGCGGUCUUCACGGGUAUCACGGUGGCUAUGUGCCGCUCGCGCCUUCGGGCCGCUAACAACUUCACCAACGAGAACAAGCGUAGUGAACGUGAACACGAGCAUCCGGAAGAAGUUCUCAACUGCACUGAGCCCAGCACUGUGGCCCCCAUCCACGCCCCCAACCGCUUGGUAUCUCAAGACAGC